CGCGGAGACAGCCUUACCUCACCAAAGUCGCCACAACUUGCGCAUCAAGGCGCUCCACGAAUCGCAGCUAUGUCGGACGCUGGUAGUGAUGCUGUGAAAGGUAUCUCAGAUGAUGAAGUUGGCCGUGCGACCGCGCCCAUAGAGAGCGAAAACGGAGGAACGCCGCGCGAUACAGUCGAGGAGAACGGUCUUGACGACGAGGAUGAUCUGUUCGGCGAUGGCGGAGAUGUAGAGGAAGAACCAGCAGUGGAGCAGCGACAGCUAGACGAUGAAGAGCUCGACUCCGGCGACGAUGAGGGACGCGCCGAUCGGGCGCCAGCACUUGUCGAGUACGAACAAGAGCAGCAGACACUGUCUUUCAUGGAGACAGAUAUCGCACGACAUGCCAUUCCAGAACCCAGCGACGGCGAGCUGUACCUUCUGAAGGUCCCGCGCUUCCUGGCACUCGAGCCAAACGCUUUCAACCACAAGACAUUCCAGGCGCCGAUUACAGACCACCACUCAAAGUUCGCUGCGUCUGAGCACUUUUCCGCAUACGACACUGCUAUGUCCACGAUUCGAUGGCGACGAUCCCCUUCGAACCACGCCGAGCUGCAGUCCAAUGCGCGCAUCUUGCGAUGGUCUGACGGAUCAUUCACCCUACAGUUCGCCAACGAUCCAACCACACAAUUCGAUAUCGACGCGAAUACACUCGCUCCACCGCAGGUUAAUCCUAGGAUACCCACUCCUACUUCUUCAAAGAGAAGCGCCAAGGGCGAUAAGGAAAGCUACACAUAUCUUGUUGCCCCCUACGAGGAGGCUCAGAUCAUGCGCGUGACCAACAAGUUCACAACUGCCCUCAAUGUCGUUCCUGCUGUGAACAUGAAAGAUGCGGCUCUCGAGAAAUUGCAGAAUGACCUGGCAGCUGCAGCCAGUCGUGGCCGCGACGAGGCUGAUCAGGCCAUCUCCUUUGUCAAUGUCGACGAAGAUCCCGAUCUUAUCAGACAACGAGAGGAGGCCACAUUCAAAGAGAGGCAGCGACAGCAAAGGGCAAGGGAGAAGCACGCUGAGCGACAAGCCGAGCGUGCGAACCGUGGAGUAGGAGGGCGCAGUGUACGCACAGCAGGUCUCAGCAUCGGUGAUCUGGAAGACGACGAUGGCGCACCGCGUGCGAGAAAGCCAAAGCCAAAAUCUGGUCUACGACGAGACUGGAGCGACGACGAGGACUACGGCCGCGGCGCUGGCAGAAACCGCGAGGACGAUUAUGACGAAGAGGACGACUUCAUUGCCGCCAGUGACGAGGAGCCAGAAAUUGUCGAGGAUGACGACGAUCCAGAUGAGGGUAUCAUGGCCAGCCCUAAGAGGAGGAGCGGUGACAACAACGAGGAUGAAGACGAAGAAGUUGUUCCCAGCAACCGCAUAAAACGGAGAAGAGUCGUCGAUGAUGAUGAAGAUGACGAGUAGGCACUCCCACGUCUUUAUCAUCUUGUCAGAAACAAAAUGUACUAUCCAUACCAUCUUUGAACAUCAGCAUAGCCAGGCGUCGCGGCAUUUCGACUUUUGGACCAAUCUAGUAUAUCCAGACAUGCUCUUAUAAUCCUUAGUCUUGAGCGGUGAGCGUGAUGUGCAAGUUCGACAGCAAGCGACCAAAUCUAACGUCGAACUAUCGAUGCUUCUGGGCAGCAAACACUGUCCCUUGAUCAGUGGAUGUCAUUAUGGCCUACAAAUCACCCGCCCUGCAUGUUUUCAC
Messenger RNA from Didymella exigua CBS 183.55, 1729 nucleotides. RefSeq lists its product as uncharacterized. Bases 70 to 1443 code for a protein of 457 amino acids. Gene Ontology annotation, cellular component: nucleus; Cdc73/Paf1 complex. Gene Ontology annotation, molecular function: RNA polymerase II C-terminal domain phosphoserine binding. The record is from RefSeq and is a predicted model, not a curated record. NCBI's taxonomy places the organism in Eukaryota, Fungi, Ascomycota, Dothideomycetes, Pleosporales, Didymellaceae. The transcript has 2 exons. Gene Ontology annotation, biological process: transcription elongation by RNA polymerase II; positive regulation of transcription elongation by RNA polymerase II.